This is a messenger RNA of Gongylonema pulchrum, 288 nucleotides long. NCBI's taxonomy places the organism in Eukaryota, Metazoa, Nematoda, Chromadorea, Rhabditida, Gongylonematidae. The record is from the annotation of a GenBank genome assembly.
AUGCAGGAUUGCGAUGAGCUGCUCUCUCAGACAGAUGUUAUGCAGAAACUGCAGUUUCCUGAACUCAGGCUUAUCGAAUACGACUGCGGGAAAUUGCAAGUGUUAAGCGGUCUUUUGCGUGACUUGUUUCUUUACAAGCAUCGUUGUUUGAUCUUCACACAGAUGGCACGGGUGUUGGAUGUACUGCAAGCUUUUUUAUCAUUCCAUGGAUACCAAUAUUUCCGUCUUGAUGGCUCAACUGGUAUAGAGCAACGACAGGUUCACUUCGUUUCAUUUCAUUAUUUUUGA